Biomphalaria glabrata is the source of this 6008-nucleotide messenger RNA. Its product is annotated as inactive rhomboid protein 1-like. Gene Ontology annotation, cellular component: endoplasmic reticulum membrane. NCBI's taxonomy places the organism in Eukaryota, Metazoa, Mollusca, Gastropoda, Planorbidae. Gene Ontology annotation, biological process: regulation of protein secretion; regulation of epidermal growth factor receptor signaling pathway. The transcript is spliced from 17 exons. Bases 2675 to 4825 code for a protein of 716 amino acids. The record is from RefSeq and is a predicted model, not a curated record. Gene Ontology annotation, molecular function: serine-type endopeptidase activity.
UAUAUAUAUAUAUAUAUAUAUUCUAUAUAGAUCUAUAUUCUAUAAUAUUAUAGAGUUAGAGAGAGAGAGACAGAGAGAGAGUAUAUGAGGAAAUAGACUAUAAAUACAUAUUGCAAAAGUGAAUCUACUUCUUUUAAUACAAUCUAAAAAAAAUUAAGUAACACAGAUAUAAUUUAUUAGCAAUUACAUAGUGGUGUACAAUGACGGUGCUCACUGUCCAAUUGAGGAGAAAGCCCAAAAACUGCGUUCAAUAUAGGAGCAUGAAGUGACCCACUUUAUUUUAAAAUAAAAUCUUGACUAUGAGUGGUAAUACAAAGGAAUACAGCUAUUUUUAUAGUCCUUUAGUUGCAGAAUAAGAAUCUGCUUUCAGUUUUUUUGUAAGUUAAACCGUCACCAAAUAAAAAAAUAAAAUAAAAAUUUGACCUAGUUCCCGUAAGUCGGUGUUCAGGUAUAAGAAUCUACUAUAGAUCUAGAAUCAAAAGCUAGAGACACACAUUCACAUACUGACUCUAUUUAACUAUUAGGCAACAUUAUGAUCAUAUUAUCAUAGACAUAGAUCUAGACAUAGAAAGAUAGAAUCUAGAUGUAUCUAGUAGCUAGAAUCAACUGAACUUAUCAAGAUCUAUAGUAGAUCUAGAAUAGAAUAUAGAAUUUUUAUAGAUCUAUCAUCUCUAGAUCUAUUCUUAUAUUAGGCACACCGUAUUCGGGAACUAGGUCAUAUUUUUAUUUUAUUUUUUUAUUUGGUGACGGUUUAACUUACAAAAAAACUGAAAGCAGAUUCUUAUUCUGCAACUAAAGGACUAUAAAAAUAGCUGUGUUUCUUUGAAUUACCACUCAUAGUCAAGAUUUUAUUUUAAAAUAAAUCAGGUCACUUCAUGCUCCUAUAAUAAACGCAGUUUUUGUGCUUUCUCCUUUAGCGCACAUUGAGCACCGUUAAGAAACACCACUAUGUUAUUGCUAAUAAAUUAUAGCUGUGUUAAUGAAAAAUUAUUUAGAUUGUAUUAAAAGAAGUAGAUUCACUUCUGCAAUAUGUAUUUAUAGUAUAUUGCCUCUCUCUCUCUCUCUCUCUCUCUAUAUAUAUAUAUAUAUAUCGUUUAUAGUUUAUUUAUUUAUAUAUGCCUACCUAUAUAAUCUAUACAAUGUGUAGAAACAGACAGAAAUAAAUCUAUAUAAAUUAUAGAUCUAUAAAUUGAUUAUUAUAAUUUAAUAAACAUGAUAUUUUCAACUAGGCUACAUGUAUUCUCUGUCUUUUUCUUUUAAUUCCUAUCCAAGGACCCUCUUCUUUUCAUAAUUUGGAUGUUCGUUUUGUUACACCUUAACAUCCCCUCCCUCCCAUAGAUGCUUAUAAUUCUUUUCAUGACUCUCUCCCCCUUCCCUCCACUGCCUGUAUGAUAGGUUGUGACACUACACGCUUAGUGUAUACCUCUCCUCGCCACCAGCGCCCGCCUGGCGUGAUCACCUGGGCAUGGUCUCUGGCUUCAAAUUAGCAGCCCGCACUUUUUCUUUCAUUCAUAAAUUAUAUAUUCUAGAAAUCUCGAUCUAGGUCACUUUUAUUCAUUGAAAAAAUCAUAGGAUUUAUUAAUCCCAAUAAUAUUUCUUAUUACGAUUUUGCCUUGUGCACUAUAGGAGAAUGUGUCAAAUUUCAUUAUUAUCAUUGAAACACCUCCUUUUUAAUUUUAUUUAACAGCUAACAGUAUGAAUGUGAUUGGAAUGUCUUUCUAAAGAUGUUUGGAAGCUUAUUUUGAUAUAUCCACCAGCCUACGAUCAAACAGGCUAAUAAUAUAGCCUUCAUCCCUUAUAUGGGUAUGAAUUGCCAGGGGAGGUUAAAACAAUAGCUUUACAUACUUGGUUACAGAGAAUCUAAAAAACUGCCAUCUGCUUUGGAAAAGCGGAACAAAAAUACAGGAACUUAUCUAAAAUUGGACAUGCACUGUCCCGAAACGUCGUUUUUAGCUCCAAACAUAAAAACAAAUUAAUUAUAAACAAAAAAAAGCGAUGUGUUUCUUAAAGGAGCAUUCGAUGAGCUGUGCCUAAUAUAAGAAGCUACUAGUACUUACUAGUAGUACUAUAAAUAACUAGGCCAACAUUUACAUACAUUGUAUUUGCAUUUUUAAUAAUUAUUUUUAAUACUUACUAGAUCUAAUACUCUCUACUCUAGAUCUAUACUUAUACUCUUUGAUGUAAUCUACAUUCUAUAGGGUGACUAAAAAGAAUGUGUCACAACCAUUAUCCAUUGAGCUAUAAAUAAUACAAUAGAAAUUAAUUAUUAAAAAAAUAAUAAUUUGAUACCUAGUUGGAAACAAGUGUAUAAAUUCAAGUUUUUAUUUCAUGCUUUAGAAAUGCUUAAUGUGACCUCCACCAGUGCCAUGGACAACAUCAAGCUGAUUUGAAAAUUCAUUCCAACUGUCCUUCAGGAUGUCCUUGUCCAUUGUGUUGAAUGCAGCUAGCUGUUAAUCAAUCUUUCAUAUCAUUGAUAUUUACUUUGUCUUAAACAUACCUCCACAGGAAAAAGUCACACACAGUGAGGUCGGGGGGACCUGAUAGGCCAAGUUCAGAGAGCUAUCUAUAGAUCUACUCAUAGAUGUAGAAACUAAGAAAGUAAUCAGUUGUGCUGUCAUUACAAAUCAGGACUAGUUAAUCAAGAUCCAACAAUUGCAAUUGUAGCUUAGCAGCAAUGUCUUCAGACGAUGAUAUAAGUGUUGAGCCUAGUGCUGCCAGAUUAGCCAAGUACAGAAAGAACACAAGAAAAAGUGUGGCAGUGUUUUUUGGUGUGGAUGAAGAAAAUAAAAAUGCUCAAAAAUGGGAAAAGCGUCGUAUGAGAAUGGCUAGCUCUAUGGGAAAAGGAAUAAAAGAAGAAUUCAUAGAUGAAGAGGAGAUGGAAGGUCCAAUGAUGGGUUAUGUACCUCCAGUGGAUGUCAGAAAGAAAUCUGUUGUAGCCAUGACCUAUCAUGGGCUAAAGCCAAAAAGUGCCCUGGUCAAACAAGAAAUAGAACGAAGAAAGUCAAUGAAAAUACCAGGUCAAAACUUUAGAAGAGUGAGCAUUUCAGCAAAGAUUCCAACAGACAAAAUGGAAGAGAAACCAGGUAUUCAGUUCCAGCCUCACAAAGAUGCAUUCUUUGAUGAAAGUAUACCUAGGCAAAGGCUUAAGCCUACCAAACAGAUUGAAGAUUCUGAAGAUAAAGUAGCUAUUGAAUCUAGUUCAAGUAAAAUGGAGGCAGUUGAGGCAGAGAGAGUCCCAAGUCCUUCAAUAAAAGAAUCAUAUCUGAUUGAACAUAAACAAGUUGGAUUCCAGAAGAUUAAUGAAACCGUGAUUAGUAAGAAAGAUAAACGGCAGUUGGGAAUGGGUACCAUGGGCUCAUUUACCAGACGUCGACUUAAAAGUACUGUUAUGGCCAGUAAAGAAAUUAAAAAACAGCUUGAUGACUUUGAAGACUACAGACCAUACUUUUCAUACUGGGUAACAACUGUACAGGUGUUGAUAUUUAUUAUUGCCAUAUCUGUGUAUGGAAUAGCACCUAUCGGAGUUGGGAAAGCAACAGUAGUUGGCAAUGUGCCAAUGCCGAGCCUAGCCAUCCAGACGGAAAGUGAAUUAGAGAAAAGAAACAUGUGGAUAGGACCCAGACAGGCUGAUCUGAUUCAUCUUGGUGCCAAGUACUCUCCUUGCAUGCGUCCUGAUGAAAACUUGAUAACGGCUAUUGAGCUGGAUAUUACUGAGGAGAGAUCGUCUGCCUGUUGUAUAAGGAAUGAUGGUUCUGGUUGUGUGCAGACAGUCAAGUCAGGGUGCAGUUAUACUUUGUCAUCAUGGUACAAGUGGAACUUAAUGGAUGGCACUGAAUUUGCAGCCAUGAAAACUGGUUCAGUUUGUGGCCAAGACCCUAAAUUCUGUAAUGUUCCGUCAUCCACUCCACCUUUUGAAUGGGGAGAUGACAUCACCAAGUGGCCUAUAUGUCGCGAAACAGUCAAGCCAAACAGGUCUCUUGCAAGCCCUAUAGACAGGCACAUGAACUGUGAGAUUUUAGGACGGCCAUGUUGUUUUGGUAUCCAGGGUCAGUGUAUCAUCACAACUAGGGACCACUGUGACCUGAAGAGAGGCUUUUUUCACAGUGAAGCAACCCUGUGUGCUCAGGUUCGCUGCUUUGAAGAAAUCUGUGGCAUGAUACCUUUUGCUAGACCACAUUUCCCAGACCAGUUUUACAGACUAUUUACUGCCUUAUUUCUUCAUGGAGGUGUUUUACAUGUGGUGAUCACAGUUAUAUUUCAAAUGUGGGUACUGAGAGAUCUGGAGAAGUUAAUGGGAUGUGUGCGCAUAUCAAUUAUCUAUAUUGGCUCUGGUGUGGCAGGAUACCUGGCCAGUUGUAUCUUCAUCCCAUACUCGGUUGAGGUUGGACCCUCUGGUUCUCAGUUUGGAGUAGCUGCUUGCUUGAUUGUGGAGGUUCUACAGAGCUACCAAAUGUACAAGCACCCAUUCUACGCCCUUUUAAAAGUCAGCACACCUCUCAUUUUUCUCUUCCUCCUUGGUUUGCUCCCUUGGUUUGACAAUUGGGCCCACAUCUUUGGAUUUUUCUUUGGCUUCCUCCUGGCCUUCUCCCUGAUGCCCUACAUUACUUUUGGCACCUUUGACAAGCAUAGAAAGUUGGUAGGCAUAGCUUUGUGUCUUGGCAGUGCUAUUGGGCUCUUUGCUAUUUUGGUUUUGGUCUUCUACGUGGCCCCCUUAACAGAGUGCUCUUGGUGCAUCUAUUUAAACUGUAUUCCCUUCACGCCUGACUUCUGUGAGAACAUGAUGGUAAAGAUCAAGAAAAAUGCUACAUACUCCAUGUAUCAAUGAGCAGAAUGGAGCUGGACAUUCUAGCAAACUUUGCAAUUCAAUUUGAGAAAAGUUCAUUAAAUUAAAUUUAGAAAAUGACACAUUUUAAGAAGCCUGGUUCAUUGAUAGUCCUUCAUUGUUAGGAAGACUGAUGGUGGUCUAGUGAAGUUUUUUACAAUGCUUAGAAGUACACAGAAAGCUUAUUCAAAGUUCACUUAUUGCUGUAAUUAAUAAUUAGCAGGUGUGAAGAAACUUUGCAAAAUGACCAUCCAUCUUAACGUUCACUAAUAUACCUGUAUACAGUGUACACUAAAGAGCUAACGACAUCGUAAGUUUACAAAUAAAGAUCAGUUCAACAGUAUUGAAUUUCUUUGCCACCAGCUUUGAUGUGUAUUGAUAAGAAGGGGAGGGGGAAUAAUUCUUCUAACAUUUCCUGUUUAUGUAGGAGUUCUAAUUGCACUCAGGAAGUUGAAGAAGAAGACAUGUUACUCUCCCUAGCAUGUGUUACUCAUGAAAUUCUCUCUCAAGAAGUGUUUGAUUGUAACUAGUAAAGUAAAAAACUUGGCUUACAAAACAGGAAAUACUACAUACAUCUCCUAGGAGCCCCUCAUCUGCUGAGGAUAGUUAAUCCCACUACUGUUUGGUGUAUAGAGCAAACCCCAACUCCUAGGGGAUUAAAAAACCCUGUCAAGUUAAAGCUUUAAAAAAAAUCUUUAAACAUGUUGCAGAUUACUUUGGUCUAUAAUUUUUCUUUUUUUUUUUUUUUUAAAGAUCAUUUAAUGAUCUUCUUGUUCAAAGAAAAAAAUACAAUGAAAUGAUUAUUUGAGCAUUCAGUUAUUGACAUGUUUUUGUAGAUUUGAAAUGUUCAUUGACUAUAAGCCAUCCUAAACAAUGUAUUUUUCAUUUGGCACUAGCUGUUUCUCAUGUUUCAUUUCUUGCUGUUUAUCUGAUAUCUAGUACAUUGGAACCUGUUUCAUUUGUGAGCUUCGGUACUAGUAUUGUUCCUAACAAGAACCUGGACAAUACUGAUAUGGGGAUGCUUUAUAGGUUUUCAAAUUUAAGGAAGCCAAUUAAGCACAGUUCACUGUAACAUGACGUAAUGUUCACAAGCAGUGAUCAACUGUGGUAGGAAUUAUGAAUUUCUUUUGUUGACUUUGUUAGUGUUACAUUUGUCUGACAUAUGCAAUAAACUAUUUUUGAAAAA